Molecule: messenger RNA, 1927 nt
Organism: Nymphaea colorata (pocket water lily)
Lineage: Eukaryota; Viridiplantae; Streptophyta; Magnoliopsida; Nymphaeales; Nymphaeaceae
Product: chaperone protein dnaJ 49-like
Exons: 1
Coding region: 556-1635 (359 amino acids)
Biological process (GO): cellular response to misfolded protein
Cellular component (GO): endoplasmic reticulum membrane
Molecular function (GO): Hsp70 protein binding
Source: RefSeq, a predicted model, not a curated record
UGUUUUCUCAAAGAGUGUUUUCGAGACUUCCGUCCUCCCGGCUCGACUCUCUGGCCUUCCGCCGGUCCCCCAAAAGCUCAGUUUCUUCUUCACCCGUGCUCGUCGAAGCAAUUCGGCCCGCCGCCUUCCACGAUUUGUUGAAUUUGGCUAGUUAUCGUCAUCGAACUAAGGCUUGAUUCAAACUGAGAGUGGAGUUCACGGGGGUUUGUCGGAUUGGGGCUUCAUUGGACUCGCAGAUCGGAAUUUCGAUCAGUUUUGGGGUUUUAGAUCGUCUCCGAGUUCUGUUUUCUGGAAAUUUAUUUCAAUUUAUUGAAUUUUGUUGGUUACUUUUUCUGGGUAUCCCCAAUUUUUCAUGGGCUUCAUUGUUUCUGUUCGUCCCGUUGGUGACCUUCUUUACUUAGAGGAACAUGGUGGUUAGAUGUGUCCAGUGAACUUUGUUGUUCUUUUCUGAUCUUGGUACCGAAAUUAGGGGGUUAAUUUUGUAUAGUCGGUGUAGAAAUCGAUACCGAUAGGGGCGUGAAGGAUUUGGUGUGAGGUACUCGGAAGGUUUCAUCCAUGGAUGGUAAUAAGGAUGAGGCAUUGAGAUGCAUCAGUAUCGCGAAAGAGGCACUCGCUUCUGGCGAUGAAUCCCGAGCGCUGAAGUUCAUUCGAAUUGCGCGGCGCCUUGAUGGUAAUUUGCAGGUUGAUGAUCUUCUGGCUGCUUGUGAGAGAAUGAAUCGUGAUUCUGAAGUUUCUAAGGAAGAAAUAUCUCAGGGGAAACGAGAUUAUGAAUCAGAGGGGAAUUCGAAUCGGCAAGAAAAGAAGGCACGCGCGGGUUCUUCAAAUGGUAGAUGUGAUUUCACUGACGAACAUGCUGCAUUGGUUCGGCAAGUCACGAGGAGCAAGGAUUACUAUGAAAUUCUUGGCCUUGAGAAGACCUGCUCUGUGGAGGAAGUCAAGAAAGCGUACCGGAAAUUGUCCCUGAAAGUUCAUCCGGAUAAGAAUAAGGCCCCCGGUGCCGACGAGGCAUUCAAGAUAGUAUCGAAAGCUUUCAAGUGCUUGAGUGACGGUGUAUCGCGGAGGCAGUACGACCAAACAGGUCUGGUUGAAGAUUUUCAGUUUAACCAGCAGCACCAUAUGAGGAGGAGAAGAAGAAGAGCCAGGAACGACUUCUUUGAUGAGGAUUUCGACCCAGACGAGGUCUUCCGUUCGUUCUUUUUCGGUUCACAGGCAGAAGUCUUCCACAAUGCGCACAUCUACAGAGCCAGGGACAGGGCGAGGGAACAAAGAGGGAGUGAAGUCGACAAUGGCUUCAAUUUCAUGAUGGUUCUGCAAAUGUUGCCUAUAUUUGUCAUCCUUUUGUUUGCCUUUCUGCCAUAUUCGGAACCAAAGUAUUCUCUGCAGAAGUCACACGCAUAUCCGGUCCCCAAAGUUACCGAGAAAUUCGGGAUCGAAUUCUUUGUCAAGUCACCGGAUUUUGAUCAAGAUUUGCCACCAGGAAGCCUGUCAAGAGCAAAUUUAGAGGAACAGAUAGUGAGGGAAUAUAAAAACAGUCUUGCACGUUACUGUCAUAUUGAAUUGCAGAGGCGUCACUGGAGAAGUAACUAUCCAACUCCCUAUUGUGAUAAGCUGCAAAGUUUUGGAGAAGCUCGGUGAAGUGAUAAUGGUGUUCGUCCUUUUAAUUCACUAUUGCUCCUUUGUAACAUUUGACAGCUUUGCUUUUCUUAGUAUUCUUGCUCUCAAGUUACCCUGGCUUAUAUCAGAGGAAUAAUUUUCUUUUUUUCUUGUCCAUUCUUGUGAAUGGAUGUCAUCAUCUUUCACAUUUCGUAUACACAAGAAGUUUUCUGCAUGUUUAUGGCUUUCUGUAGCUAGUUGGUUUAAUAGUUUACUGCUGUUAUUUUGGAGAUUGAAUCUGAAUAAGAAAGUUGAAACCCUGUUUAGGCUUUCC